Molecule: messenger RNA, 879 nt
Organism: Symbiodinium necroappetens
Lineage: Eukaryota; Dinophyceae; Suessiales; Symbiodiniaceae
Source: the annotation of a GenBank genome assembly
AACAUCUACAUUGAUCACGAUAUGAUGCAUGGUGCCACUUUCCCGGUUUACGAGUGGCAGCGCUUCUUGACGCAUCCGUUUGCCGACUUUUUCUCCCUUCCGUGGGAGGAAUUCGUGCUGGAGCACAACAGGCAUCACGCCUCAACUGUGGACUUGCUGAUCCAGGGCGAGUUCGGCUGGGACCCUGAGGAGUUCCAUUACGCCCUCCAGCAGUGGGCCGGACCAUGGAGCUCCAACUGGUACAAGUACCUGCUCACCGUCCCAUUCAUCCCUGUGAUACACUUCUUUGGACUGAACGAUACCGGCUCUCUGUUUGCCUUGGAGUGGUGGAUGCACUUCCCCGACGAGGGUGCAGGUGGCAAGUGCAACAAGGAGUUCUGGAGCAAGUGGAUUCCACGCCGCGUCAAGCACAACGCCUUCGUGCUCUCGCUGUGGGCGUGUGUGUGGCUGCUCGGCACCUACCCUCUGGGACGUCCUCUGAGCGAGGGCUGGCGGUUCAUGUUCACUGUGUCCGUCUUCGCUCGCACCGGCUACUCCGCGGCCUGGAUGUUCAUCACCAACUUCACUCGCAGCUUGCCUUGGAACGAGUUCCUGGCACAGGAUCCGGGCCGCACCUGGCCUGUGCUUCACAACGUCAUGGCCAUGGUGCUGGGCGGGAAGCACCGCUGGAACGAGAUGCUCUUCCACGAUGUGCACCAUGCCUUCCCGAACGCCGUCGGCACGCUGAGCCAGCGCGGCCGCUUCCACGGCUGGGAGAAGGUGCACGACGCUGCUGCCGAGGUGCUUCAUCGAGGCCUGUGGAAGCCCAACGGUGAUGAGGAGACCCAGAUGCAGAAGACCCAGAAGAAGCGCUCCUUGAUGAUGAAGCAGGGCAAGUAA